Messenger RNA from Medioppia subpectinata, 333 nucleotides. The record is from the annotation of a GenBank genome assembly. Lineage: Eukaryota; Metazoa; Arthropoda; Arachnida; Sarcoptiformes; Oppiidae.
CGUCAGAGCAAACAAGACAUUUAAUGACUGCUAAAUAGAUGUUUAUAAUGGACUCAAUGCACGACAUAUACCACGACAACCAGUGCCGGCCGGACAGGGGUUGACCAACCGAUAGGUGAUCGAUGGUUUUAGUGGAGAGAUAUGGAUCGGAUACAAUUGGCUGGCAUCAAAUUGAUCAUCAUAUACCUCAGUAAUAGCCAUAACAUUCACUAUAAUUGGCGUAACAUAGUGAACCCCUUUAUAAUAACGACUACCGAUAACGACAAGUCCUGUAUAAACAUAAUAUGGGGGCAGUUGUCGGCUUUUAUGAAAACAAACCUAAUCAUCAUUACC